Messenger RNA from Helianthus annuus (common sunflower), 931 nucleotides. Its product is annotated as protein GLUTAMINE DUMPER 5. The transcript has a single exon. The record is from RefSeq and is a predicted model, not a curated record. NCBI's taxonomy places the organism in Eukaryota, Viridiplantae, Streptophyta, Magnoliopsida, Asterales, Asteraceae. The coding region runs from base 104 to 520 and encodes 138 amino acids. Gene Ontology annotation, biological process: regulation of amino acid export.
UGUUCUUUAACUUUUUCUUCCAAACCUUCCCUCUAUAUAUAACAUAGGUAUAACCGAUUCUAUUUCACCUCACAUAAUCCGAUUUAUUAUCAAAUAUAUUCCCAUGGCAGUUGAAGCAACUUCUUCAACACCUCCAUCAUCAUCACCGCAGGUUACUAUUCAACGUUCACCGUGGCACUCACCGGUGCCAUACCUCUUCGGAGGUCUUGCUGCCAUGCUGACUCUCAUUGCUUUCGCCCUCUUCAUCCUCGCCUAUUCUUACUGGAAGCUCUCUGACGAAACCGAAAGCCGCAAUGACCAUGAAAGAGAUCUAGAAUCCGAGAACCCGUACCAAGAAUCCAAACCCGAAUAUUACAAGGCGCAACCUGUUUUUGAAGAGAAGUAUUUUGUAGUCAUGGCUGGACACACAAAACCGACGUUUUUGGCAACGCCCAUUUCAAGUAGAGUUACAUCAUUUGGUUGCAACAGUGAUCGGAGCCAUUCAACAGCAAACUCCGAGUUGGAUAUAAUGGAAUCGUGAAUCGUCUGAUCAGCUCUCAGCCUUCUUCCUUGGGUUGCAGGGAACCUCAACACACCCAUUGCUAAUUUUUUUCUAUUUUAUUUCUUAAAAUGUACAUGAGUUUGGUAAUAUGUAAUUUUUACAUUUGAAUCUUUAAUUAACUUAAAACAGCAAACGAAAAUUGUACUAUAAAAGUGCUAUUAUUUGUUAGUAAAUCUAAACCACUUUCGUGAGGGAAAACACCACACCGCUGGACCAUUCCGAAUUAUCUCUUGAACUUCAGUUUUCUCUUUAGGGCAUCCCGAUUUCCAUCUAUCUCAUUAAACUCUCCAUAGCGAGGGGAAAUGAACUCAAGAGGUUAGAUUCUAAUGAAACAUCCUAGUGGUAAAUGGUGUACUCCAUAACCAAAAUGUUAUGAGUUCAAAUGUAGGA